CCCCGCUGCUUGUCAGGAUCAGAGCGCCACACACACCGGCAACACACACUAUACACACACACUCCCUCUCCGAGCCGGACAGCACAGCCCCUGGCCCGGCAAGUCCCGGCAGCGGAGGACACAUCCAGGCUUCCAGGCGCCGCAGCCCGCCGUGACAGUGGACCUAACGUCGCCUUACUUUGUGGACAUGGGAGACAUGGGGGACCCGCCGAAAAAGAAGCGGCUGGUGUCUCUGUGCGUGGGCUGCGGGAACCAGAUCCACGACCAGUACAUCCUGCGGGUUUCCCCGGACCUGGAGUGGCACGCCGCCUGUCUCAAAUGUGCCGAGUGCAGCCAGUACCUGGACGAGUCGUGCACGUGCUUCGUCAGGGACGGAAAGACGUACUGUAAACGGGACUACAUCAGGUUGUACGGGAUCAAAUGCGCGAAAUGCAACAUCGGCUUCAGCAAGAACGACUUCGUGAUGCGGGCCCGCUCCAAGGUCUACCACAUCGAGUGUUUCCGCUGCGUGGCCUGCAGCCGGCAGCUCAUCCCGGGAGACGAGUUCGCUCUGCGGGAGGACGGGCUCUUCUGCCGGGCCGACCACGACGUGGUGGAGCGGGCCAGCCUGGGCGCUGGAGACCCGCUCAGUCCGCUGCACCCCGCCAGACCGCUGCAGAUGGCAGCAGAACCAAUCUCGGCCCGGCAGCCCGCGCUGCGGCCUCACGUGCACAAACAGCCGGAGAAGACCACCCGGGUCCGGACGGUGCUGAACGAGAAGCAGCUGCACACGCUGCGGACUUGCUAUAACGCCAACCCGAGGCCUGACGCCCUCAUGAAGGAGCAGCUGGUGGAGAUGACCGGCCUCAGCCCGCGGGUCAUCCGGGUCUGGUUCCAGAACAAGCGGUGCAAGGACAAGAAGAGGAGCAUCCUGAUGAAGCAGCUGCAGCAGCAACAGCCCAACGACAAGACGAACAUCCAGGGAAUGACGGGCACCCCGAUGGUGGCGGCCAGUCCAGAGCGGCACGACGGCGGCAUCCAGGCCAACCCGGUGGAGGUGCAGAGCUACCAGCCGCCCUGGAAGGUCCUCAGCGACUUCGCCCUGCAGAGCGACAUCGACCAGCCGGCCUUCCAACAACUGGUCAGUUUCUCAGAGGGUGGUCCGGGAUCGAACUCGACGGGCAGCGAGGUAGCGUCCAUGUCGUCCCAACUUCCAGACACGCCGAACAGCAUGGUGUCCAGCCCCAUCGAGGCCUGAGCCGCCGCCGCCGACGCCGCCUCCUCCCCAUCCAUCCAUCCAUCCAUCCCUCCCUCCCGACCGACGGACGGACGGACGGACGGACGGACGGACCGCACCAAACAACCCCCCUGGUUGUAUUAUGACACUGUGAAGACAAUCAUGGGAUUUUACCACAGCCACACAUUCUAAUGUCCAUCCAGAGAGAGAGACACACGGACGGACACACGGACGGACGGAUGCGUCAUCAUGGCCCGGUGCUGCACGUUCACGCGCCUGGUUACAAUUGCCAAAACGAGAGACAUGAACCGGACUGCAUCGAUACACGGGACCUCUGAGAGAGAGAGAGAGAGACAGAGAGAGAGAGAAAUCUAAAUCCUAUACUUGCGAAAUGCUGUGCUACUAUGAAUAGAAAAAAAAACAUUGACUGGUGAUUUUUUUUAAUUCGAUACGCACCUCAUCAUGUAGGCUUAAUAGACCGUUGGAGGGGAACAGCACUGCGUUUUCUUCAUUUUUAGGUAAUUAUUACACCAUUUCCCUUCAUGGCCCGAGUUCUAAAGCAUUUGCAACAAGGUAUACCUCUAUUUUGCCACAAGCUUUCAUGGGACAUUUGUGUGAAUCAUUGUCCGUCCGAGAAUACUUUUUUUUUCUCCCAAAGAUGUGUAUAAUUAAUCAUAAGUUAAAAAAUACCGUUAGCUCUGGAAGAAAAAUGUUUCGUUUGUUCCCGUGCAACAAAAAAAUUAUUUAUUAUUUAUUGUCGACAAAUUUGCCACCUUUUGUGUAACUUUUCUUAACUGAAGUAAAAAGAGACAAAAACGA
Sander lucioperca (pikeperch) is the source of this 2035-nucleotide messenger RNA. RefSeq names its product ISL LIM homeobox 1 (gene isl1a). The transcript is spliced from 6 exons. Gene Ontology annotation, molecular function: cis-regulatory region sequence-specific DNA binding; DNA-binding transcription factor activity, RNA polymerase II-specific. Lineage: Eukaryota; Metazoa; Chordata; Actinopteri; Perciformes; Percidae. Gene Ontology annotation, cellular component: nucleus. The record is from RefSeq and is a predicted model, not a curated record. Gene Ontology annotation, biological process: axonogenesis; positive regulation of transcription by RNA polymerase II; neuron fate specification. Bases 188 to 1237 code for a protein of 349 amino acids.